This is a messenger RNA of Phytophthora infestans T30-4, 2592 nucleotides long. RefSeq lists its product as uncharacterized. The coding region runs from base 1 to 2592 and encodes 863 amino acids. The transcript is spliced from 3 exons. NCBI's taxonomy places the organism in Eukaryota, Oomycota, Peronosporomycetes, Peronosporales, Peronosporaceae. The record is from RefSeq and is a predicted model, not a curated record.
AUGGAGUCCAUGGACAUUGACUCGCCCCUGCAUGCAGGAAUGGACUCAAGCUUCUCUGCGAAUGAGCAGAAAGCAACAGGGAACAACAAUGUGACGUCUCCGGAUGAGCUUCCACCUUCGCGAAUCCCAAAGCUUUCGAUGUUCUCCCCUCCUCCUCGACUGAGGACUCCUCUCAAGGGAAUCUUGAGUGCACGAAAGGAACGACGAAAUGCGGAGACAACACCAACAAAGUCCGUCAAUUUUGGUCCGUCCCAAGGUGCCGAGUUCAACCACGGUUCGCCUUCUACGUCCAUGACGCCCAUGCCGGCCAAGGAUGCUUCACGGCUCUUCCCUUUGGAGCGGGUAUCGUCAGAAGAAGAACCUGACGACGCGGAGACAUCGCUGAACUCUUCCAUUCUUGAUAAAGCUGACUCACUUGAUGAGGAGGAACCUGAACAGGUCACUGUGCCCAAACUUACGCAGCCCAAGAAGUCAGGUUUUAACCUGCUGCAGUCACGGAGAAGCAGCCUAGCGGUUUCGAAAUCGACUGACAAAGGCCAACGACGACACAGUAUGCGAGGCUUUAGUCCUCUUGAUUCUCGAGCUGCUUUUCAACGACGCAGGCGUCAGACCAUCAAUGUAACACCUACCAGCUCUCAGUCUCCAUCCGCACCAGGGAAUAAUUCGUUUUUGCGCGCGACUGAUAUAACGCAGACGACUCGUAUACCUUACGCAGACUCAUCGGCAUCUUCGGACGCUGGAGAGGACAUGGAGAUUACGGGCGAUUAUUCUAUCACUCUAGGAGAUACUGCCGGAUUACAGUCCCAGUCGCUCACUGGCUUGCCCCGUGAGGAGGACACUGCGGAGUUCAGUUUGGGCCAUCUUCUCGCCGAGUUUUCAGUCCACGAACUGACCAAGUCAGCGCCUGAGUCCGACCUCCAUGAUCUUCCUGGAUCUCUAGGUGAUCUGGCGAACGAGGUUGCCAGUCAGAGCAACCAUACGCAGCCACCGAAUGACCAGAACACCACACUGGACCCGAUUGCAGAGGCGAAUGAAACGAUGACUUCUUUGCGCAACCAGAGUGCGAUGAGUCUUGUAUCCGAUGAAAGCGACGACGAGUAUGCUGCCAAACGCGCAUCCCUUCAGGUGAAUUUGAAGGCGCAAUUCGACCGAGUCAGUGAGCCCAGUCAAAGCCCCCGUCGCCCACCGACGCCCGAGCCUCGUUCUGCUCCCCAGAUAACGAUGGAAGAGCUUCUGUCAUCCCUUGAUUUGAACGAAGAGAGCACAUUUAUAGGAGCUGCUGGGAAUUUCUUUGGAGAGAAAACAGAGUCUUUGAAGGAUGUGGUGGUCGCAUGUGCGCACGAUACGUGCUCAGCGGUGAUGGAACGUCACGCCCAAGAUGUGUCGUCGUGGUCUUCGGCUGUGACUGAAGAGUUGUCGUUAUUGCUACACGCCAAGGCUCCAGCAGUUUUGAGCCCAGAGAAUCUUGAUGACGCUGGUCGCGAAGCUAUUCAGGAGCUGUUUGAUGCAGAGGCUCUGGUCGCUCGAACGGCUUGGUGUCAGCUGCAGACGCAGAUGGAAAAGCAGCUCACCGCCAGCUUGUCUGUGGGUGCAGCUGCCCUCGCGUCGGAUGUGAAAUCCCUGAAGGACAGCGUGGCAGCUGGUGUGCUGAAGCGUCAGAAUGAGCUGGCAGCCAUCAAAGAAAUGAUCGCUCGAGAGGAACAAAUGGCUCUUCUUCUGGAUGCAAUCGAGGAGCAACAAGGGGCCCACGAUGAGUACGUGAAGGCCGUGAAGGAUCUGGAGAAGGAGUGCUCGUCCCUGUCGUUAGAGGAGUCAGUGUUGCAGAGUCGCUUGAAGGUCCUUGAGGGACGAGCGGCGGAACUGGAGCCUGUCACUCCGGAAGCGGUGACGCUCCUUAGACAGGAAGUUUUAGCGGCGGAGGAGAUGCUGACGAUUCAGGAGAGUCUGAGUCUGUGGAAGAUUCGUGAGGCUACCUCGUCGAUUCUCCGGUUGAGCGCUCGCUUUGAGGACGUAUUGUUCGAUGUCGAGGUUUGCGUAGAUGUCCAUCUGAGGGCCCCUUCGAUGGGCGGGGCAUCAACUUCGAUCAAAGUCAACGAAUCUCUUAAGCAGACCUCGUAUCUUCCCUGUGAGGGUGAUGUGGUGCUCGUACUGCAGCGGCUACUGCUGGAUCCGCACUAUAUUUCUCGAAUUGCGGAUGAAUCCGAGUUGGGAGAUGGAAUCGGUGGCCGGACAUGCUCAAAGUUGCAAGUGCUGGAAAAUUUCAUCUGUCGCUCGUUCCGGUUAUUGAAGGAGCUGCGCGAGUUGUCGACGCACUUUUCCAUGCGGUACGACAAAGACCACAGCACGCUCUGGGUUGAUUUCCUCAAGUUCCCGUCCGCGGCUGCACGAAUUGACGUCGAGGGAGCUCAAUUUAGUGUUGGGUUCUCACUCCUUCCUGUUUUCCCCUUCACGGACUACCAAACGGCUGUGCAGGUUUCACGCGGACAGGUCUCGACCGAUGCCGUAGCGAAGGAGAUUGAGCUGGUGUCCAGACUGGAAUCAGAAUACUUUACACGGGUGUGUCGAAGACUCCAUGACAGUUUCGUGCGAUAG